AUGAGUUUAUCCCGCCGUUCUGAGGAGGUUAAAAAGAAAUCACAUCACAAAAAAAGUAUUCGUAAAUUGAAGAAUUUACAAAGGUUUAAUCGUGUUGUCAGAAGAUCAAAUAAUAAAUGGAAAAUGCCUCAGAUACUAAAACACUUUAAAAGAUCACAGAAGAGAGUAUUAGUUAAAAGGAGACAUUUUUUAACAAAUUAUCCUGAAAUUAAGUUUUAUAAGCCAUUAUGUAAAAAAUUGCAAAAUAACAACAACUCAUUAGCAAAAGCAUUGUCUAAAGAAAAACAGGAAAGUCAACUAUUAUUUUCUCAAAAUGUUGCUUUAAUUGCAGAGGUACAAGACUUAGGUUUAGCUUGUAAUAAACGUGAUUCUAUUAUAUCAAAUGUCUUGAAGAAUGCAAAAGAAAUGCUUAAAAUGCUAGUGACAAUGACUGGUUAUUUAACAAAUACAAUUUCAUCUUGUCAAGAAUUUGCAGACUCUGUUGCCACAAAUGUGCAGAUGUCUUAUAAUUCUGCUGAAAAAACAGAAUCAAUGAAAAGACUGUCAAUAAAAUCUCCAACUAAAGGAGUAGUGAAGCCUAUGGUGAGCGGUUACACUAUUACAAAACCCACCAUUAAUUUAAGUAGAGUAAACAUGCAACAUAUUAAUAAUCCAUCAAACUUAAGUAUUAUACCAGAGGUAACAACACCCCCUAGAAAUGAAGAAUUAAAUAGUUCAAGGUCUUCUAAUGUUUCUGAAAGACAACGUAAAUGUAAAAAUGGUCGCACAUACAGAAUGCCUGAAAGAUUAAUUAUUGCUUCACCAAGAGACAGUGAUGAAAAUGAACGAAGGUUAAGUGAGAGAAAUAGUAGGCAUUCUGGAAGAAUGUCACGGAGAUUGUCAAAGUCAAAAUCAAGAUUGUCAAGGAAUAGCAGUUCUCGAUUUAAUAUUGAAAAUUUAGAACAUAUAGGGAGUCCCAGAGUAAAGCUUAAUGACGUAUCGAAAUUAUUGCAAAAUUCUCAUAGUAUUAAUAUUCGAAUGCUAACAGAGAGUCAAAAUAAUCAAGAGAUUAAUAGCUCAGAAAAUAGUGAUGGUGUGGCUCUUGAAGAUUCUCAGACAGGAAUCAUACAGGAAACACCACCUUCUGAUGAUGAUUCCAAAGAUGAUAAUGAUAAACCAAUCGAAAAUGAAAGUGAACAAAGUAAUAAUCAAUUAGAUACUACAGCUCAACAAGAGAAAGAAAAGGUUAAUGAGACAAAACGUCAUACAACAAACUGGGAAGAUCCUCUUGAAGGACCAAGUUGGUUAUUUAACAAUUCUCAAGUCGUGCCUUCUUUCACAAGUAAAGACAAAAAGACUGAUGAUGUAGAUGUCUCUAAUAAUGAUAUUAUGAGUACGAUUUUAAAUGCAGCAGAAUUAGAGGAUGUAUUCAAUAAUGAAAAAUCUAUGGAAGAAAUGUCAUCAUUAUCAAUGCCAAGUAGACAUUCAAGGCAUAUGAACAACUCUAAAAGCAGUAAACCAAUAAAUGAUGAAAGUGAAUCUAAUAUAUUUGAAGAAAAUGAAAACAAUGAUGCAUUUUAUAAUAUGAAUGUAGUGACAGAUACCAAUGGAGAUGAGUGUACAACUGAGAGUGCAUCUACAAUGAAUUUACCAAAUUUUGUUACACAAAGACGAGGCUAUUUUGAAAGCGAAGAUGAAGAUGAUUUUACUCUAAUGUAUGUGCGACAACCACGUAACAUGCACUUCGACAUAAACGAUUUGAAAUUGCCAGUUUUAGAACAAUCUACUUUGAAGCCGAUGGUUUCAGCUGAACCAGAACCAGAAGUAACCACUACACUUCAAAAGAUAUCCCAAAUUUGUCCAAUCCCGUCUGUUUCACAUAACUCUUUAGAUGAAUCUGCGUUUAAUCAAUCUACCGUAAAACUGCCACUGCUGAAUAGUAACUAUGAUGAGAAAGAAUUCACGCCAUUAAAAAAAAACUUGCAGCAGAAAAAAAAAAGGAAGAAAGCGAUUGUAACCCAAUCCAAUGAUAUGGUUCAAAAUGCAUCAUCCUUUAGAAAAAGUAAUUAUCAGAAAAAAAGGAAAAACAAGUUAGUACAGGAUCCAAGCACUGUUAAGGUAGUAUUACAGAAAUUGAACGAAUCUGAUGUUAAAUCUAGAACUCCUUCUCCGAAUGAAAUACUUUCUCGUGAUUCGAAUCAGUCUUUAAGUCCUGUAUCUUCACACGCGGAUAACUCGAGUGACUCAGAAAGUAGUAUGAGUACCAAUAGCACAUGUACUUCUAGUCGUCCUAGACGAAAACGAGCUCCAACCAGUUUUUAUGAGCCAAAUUUGAAAAUGAAACUACGAAGGAACGAGUAACUACGCUACAACAUUUGUCGGUACACAAAACACAAUUGAUAAAACACAGUGUUGUGUUUUCAGAUUCAUCGAUAUUCUUUUUGAUGUAAAUAAGUUAAUGACGUGUGUGGUGAAUGAAGAAGACCUCACAGAAACUAGAAAUUAAAUUAAAUUCAUUAAACAUCUGUAAUCAGUAAAGCAAGUUCACUCCUCGAGCCGUUUUGCUUCCAUUGUUGCGCACAUUUUUG
Messenger RNA from Eufriesea mexicana, 2567 nucleotides. Its product is annotated as shugoshin 2. Lineage: Eukaryota; Metazoa; Arthropoda; Insecta; Hymenoptera; Apidae. The record is from RefSeq and is a predicted model, not a curated record. The transcript is spliced from 11 exons. The coding region runs from base 1 to 2340 and encodes 779 amino acids.